CACAAACUGGAUUAAAUAACGUUCCCUCCUUUAUGUGGUUAUGUCGAUUUUCAAUUGUCAAUUUAUUAUUAUUUGUUUAUAUUUAAUAUCAAGUUGUUUAAUAUGGCACAGAAAAGCAUAACGUCAUUUUUCUCAAGAGCUCCAGCAAAGCCAAAAGAAAAUUUGCAAAAGUAAGUUGUGCAAAAUUAUAUUUACAGAUAUGUUUUCUGUACGUCUAUUAAACUCUUUAAACAUAUAUAUGAAACAUAAUAAUAUUUAUAAUUUUAUAAUUAAGUCGAACUUUUAUUUUAAUAAACCUUCUAUAUCAACAAUAUGUGUAUUGAAAUAUAGCACAACACAGAAGCGGAAACUAUCUUCCAGUGAAGAAGAAAAUGAAUCAGAAAAAAAUGGAACCAAGAGUAAGAGUGCUUCAAAACGUGUCUGCUCAAAUGAGUUCAAAAUUCAAAAUGAAAAAGACCAUGAUUGUGAUAGCAUAUCUAAAGUUACUAAACAUAAAAAAUGGAAUAAAAUAGUUGAUACAGAUUCGUCCAGUGAAGAGGAAAAUCGUAACACAGAAAACGAAAUGAAAGCAGAGAGUGAUGAAACUGGUCAAAACAAAAAGGUCAAUAAUUCAUUUUCUUCAGAUUCCUCAGAUAAAAAUAAAGAAAGUGGAAAGAAAACACCUAAAUCAACUAUAAAAACAAAUAAGAAGACUCCAAAAUCUGAUUCAAAAAAAUCUAAGGCAAGCACUAGUAAGAGCCCUAAAAUAAAAAUUGAGACUUCAAGUGAUAAAGAGAAACACAACAAAAAAAUAAAAGAAGCAAUUUCAAGUGAACGAGACCAAAUGAAAAAAAGCCCAAAGAUAAAGAUUGAAUCUGAUAAAGAUGAAAAUACAGAAGCCCUUAAUGAAAGUAUUUCUGAUGAAAAAAAGUCACCUCCGGCUACUAAAACUACGCCAAAAAAUACAUUUUCUUUAAAGAUUAAUAAUACAAAUGAUAUUGAAAAAUCUUACGAUCCAUCAGUAUCAUAUUCAAAAUAUUUACCAGUUGAGCAUGCUAUAUGGAAAGAAGGAGAAAAAGUUCCUUAUUUGGCCUUGGCUAAAACAUUGGAAAUGAUAGAGCAAACAAAUGGUCGUCUGAAAAUGAUUGAAAUAUUAUCAAACUUUUUACGUUCUGUAAUUGCUUUGAGUCCUAAUGAUCUUUUGCCAUGCAUAUAUUUAUGUUUGAACCAACUAGCUCCAGCAUUUGAAGGUGUUGAAUUAGGAGUUGCUGAUACAUACCUGAUGAAAGCUAUAGCCCAAUGUACUGGUAGAACAUUAGCUCAAAUUAAGGCAGAUUCUCAUUCUUUAGGGGAUUUGGGAAUAGUUGCAGAACAAUCUCGUUCAAAUCAAAGAAUGAUGUUUAAACCUGCACCACUCACUGUUAGGGGGGUCUUUGAUAAACUGAAGGAUAUUGCCAUAAUGGGUGGAACUGCGUCCAUGGCCAAAAAAGUGGAUAAAAUUCAAUCCCUUUUUGUUGCCUGUCGUGGUUCAGAAGCAAGAUACAUAAUUAGGUCACUGGCUGGCAAACUUAGAGUAGGUCUUGCAGAACAAUCUGUAAUUCAAGCAAUUGCACAGGCAUGCACUUUAACACCGCCAGAACAAGAGAGGCCUUGUAAAAUAUUAAAUUCUUGUAAAAACAAAUCUGCAGAAAGUACUAAGAGUACAAUUGAAGAACAGACUUUAAUAUUGAAAACUACAUACUGUGAAUGCCCAAGUUAUGAUCGAAUUGUACCUGUAUUAUUAUCAACUGGUUUGAAAUCACUUCCAACUCAUUGUCAAUUAAGUCCAGGGACCCCAUUAAAGCCAAUGUUAGCACAUCCGACAAAAGGUAUCUCUGAAGUUUUGUCUAGAUUUGAAGGCCUUAAAUUUACAUGUGAAUGGAAAUAUGAUGGUGAACGAGCUCAGAUUCAUAUAAAAGAAGAUGGGUCUGUGUACAUUUAUAGUAGAAAUCAAGAAAAUAAUACUAGCAAAUAUCCAGAUAUAUUGGGAAGAUUAGGAAAUACCAAAACAGAAAAUGUUAAAUCUGCAAUUCUAGAUUGUGAAGCAGUAGCUUGGGAUCGUGAAAAUAAAAUAAUAUUGCCAUUCCAAGUUUUAUCAACUAGGAAACGCAAAGAUGCUACAGAAGGUGAAAUAAAAGUUCAAGUUUGUGUGUUUAUGUUUGACUUACUGUAUUUUAAUGGAGAGUCAUUGGUGCGCAAGCCAUUCAGCAAACGACGAGAAUUAUUGAAGAAGAACUUUAAUGAAGUGCCUGGUGAAUGGCAACAUGCUACAUCUCUUGAUACGAAUACAAUAGAUGAGCUGCAAAUAUUUCUUGAUGAUGCUAUAAAAGGAAAUUGUGAGGGAUUAAUGGUAAAAACUCUUGAUGAAGACGCCACUUAUGAAAUUGCCAAAAGAUCUCGAAAUUGGUUAAAGUUAAAGAAGGACUAUUUAGCAGGAGUAGGAGAUACGUUGGAUGUUGUUGUUAUAGGUGGAUAUUUAGGUCGAGGUAAAAGGGCAGGUGUUUAUGGUGGAUUUCUUUUGGCAUGUUAUGAUGUUGAUAAUGAAGAAUAUCAAAGUAUUUGCAAGAUUGGAACAGGUUUCAGUGAUGAAGAUCUUCAAACACAUUCAGAAUUCUUUAAAAAACAUGUAAUUGAUUCACCAAGAUCGUACUAUCGUUAUGAUAAUCAACAUGAACCUGAUCACUGGUUUGAUGCAGUACAAGUAUGGGAAAUAAAAUGUGCUGAUUUGUCAUUGUCUCCAGCCCACAAAGCUGCAAUCGGAAUUGUUGAUCCAGAAAAAGGUAUUUCUUUGAGAUUCCCUCGUUUCAUUAGAAUACGUGAUGAUAAAAAUAUAGAAGAUGCAACAUCAUCACAACAAGUGGCAGACAUGUAUCAAUCACAAGAUCAAAUAAAGAAUGUUCAAUCAUUGAAUACAAAAAAUGUAGAAGAAGAUUUUUAUUGAUAAAGUAUUUAUUCUUAGUACUUUUAUAUCAACAAUUGGAUUUUAAUGUUAAAAUAUUUUAAAGUUGU
Molecule: messenger RNA, 3027 nt
Organism: Ctenocephalides felis (cat flea)
Lineage: Eukaryota; Metazoa; Arthropoda; Insecta; Siphonaptera; Pulicidae
Gene: DNAlig1
Product: DNA ligase 1
Exons: 15
Coding region: 200-2959 (919 amino acids)
Biological process (GO): Okazaki fragment processing involved in mitotic DNA replication; DNA repair; DNA recombination
Cellular component (GO): nucleus; mitochondrion
Molecular function (GO): ATP binding; DNA binding; DNA ligase (ATP) activity
Source: RefSeq, a predicted model, not a curated record